Molecule: messenger RNA, 1409 nt
Organism: Talaromyces proteolyticus
Lineage: Eukaryota; Fungi; Ascomycota; Eurotiomycetes; Eurotiales; Trichocomaceae
Exons: 2
Coding region: 80-1225 (381 amino acids)
Biological process (GO): nucleosome assembly
Cellular component (GO): chromatin; nucleus
Molecular function (GO): chromatin binding; histone binding
Source: RefSeq, a predicted model, not a curated record
UUGCUAGUAUUUCCGAAGGUAAGACUUUGUGGAAGACGUCUAGACCCUGUUCUGACUGUCUUCGCCAGAAAACUUCGAUAUGGCUGCAGCUGCCAGUGCGUUUGCCAAAAACCCGGCCCUCGUUUCUCUGAUUCAGGGUAGGCUGGGAUCGCUUGUUGGACGUUCGUCUGGCUACAUUGAGUCACUGCCGCUUCCAGUACGCCGCCGCGUUGCCGGGCUCAAGGGUAUCCAGAAGGAGCAUGCCAAGCUUGAAGCCGAGUUUCAAGAGGAAGUAUUACAAUUAGAAAAGAAAUACUUCCAAAAGUUUACACCUUUAUAUCAGAGACGCUCAAAUAUCGUUAAUGGAGCCGUUGAGCCUACUGAGGCCGAGAUCGAGGCUGGGAAGAGCGAUGAGGAAGAGAAGGAUGAGGACAAGGAGGAAAUUCAGCCAGAAGCCGAGCCUUCUGCUGAAGAGUCAAAGAUGACUGGCGUGCCAGAGUUCUGGCUGUCUGCCAUGAAAAACCAAAUCUCUCUGGCCGAUAUGAUAACAGAUCGCGAUGAAGAAGCCCUCAAGCACUUGAUUGAUAUUCGCAUGGAAUACCUUGACCGUCCCGGAUUCCGCUUGAUCUUCGAAUUCAGCGAGAAUGAGUUUUUUACAAACAAAACUAUUUCCAAGGCAUACUUUUACCAAGAGGAAAGCGGCUACGGUGGUGACUUCAUCUAUGAUCACGCCGAGGGCGACAAAAUCGAAUGGAAAGCUGAUAAGGAUCUGACUGUCCGCGUGGAAAGUAAGAAGCAGAGGAACAGGAGCACAAAGCAAACUCGCAUAGUCAAAGUCACUGUGCCUACAGAAUCAUUUUUCAACUUCUUCUCCCCACCAAAGCCCCCUGGGGAGGAUGAUGAUACAGUUGCGAGCGAUAUUGAAGAGCGAUUGGAGCUUGAUUACCAGCUUGGUGAAGAUAUUAAGGAAAAGCUGAUUCCUCGUGCUAUUGAUUGGUUCACUGGCGAAGCCCUCCAGUUCGAAGAACUUGGCGAGGAUAUCGACCCGGAGGAUUUCGAGGAAGACGAAGAUGACGAGGACGAGGACGAUGGGGAUGAUAGGAGAUCCGAAGAUGGCGAUGAGGAGUCUGAUGAAGAUGUAUGCUUCACCCCCCAAUCUUCAUACCAAUUUCAUAUCAAUACUGACCAUAACCAGGAUGGUUCCUCAAAGCCUAAAAAGGAAGCUGCAGAAUGCAAAACCAGCUGAAAUUCCACACAUGAAUUGAAUACCAUGACUGGGGGCUGAAAAGCAGUCUGUUAGGCUUUCAGCUUUUUAUUGACCCUUCUUGUUUUCGCUUUUUACGCUCAAAGCAUAAUACAAUUAAUUUGUGUUCGUCUCCGGUUCAGAAACCAUUAUCAAUAGAUAGCAUCAGAGCACUGCCUCGGCAAGA